AUGGAUGGAAACACUGAACAAGGACACAGUAUUCGUGAUGAUUCCUCCAGCGUACAUCCUAAGCUGCGUGGUAAACGAAAAGCGACCGAUGAUCCUAUCGGAGCGGGAGGAUCAUUGGAUUCACCUCCCAGUUCGUGUUCACUGCUAGUCCAGCUACAUGUGUCUUCGUCUUCGUCAGGAUCGCAACCACAACAACAGCAGCAUACAUAUGCAUCAAGACCAACAACAGCAGCACCUCAAGGAAUGACACUACAGUUUGACACUCUUGCACUAAUGGAACAGUUGAAAAAACGUAAUCUAGGACUUGAAAUACCGACGAAUUUUACCGUGGAAUCAGUGAAUGAAACAACAAUCAAUUUGGAAGUGUGGAAAACAAGUCGUGUGCUGGCUCGUCCACCUGAUACUGAAGGAUAUCUGCCAGCAUGUAUUAAAGGUGUCAGAGCAAAUAAAGACAUUACUGUACAGUUUGAUAAUGGUACUGAACAUGUAUUCGAAGACGUGAUAACAUCAUUGCGUGAAUAUCCUGACAUACUCGCCGAUCAAGCACCAAGCCCUGAUUCGAUCAAUGUUGCGGACAUAGUUUGCGUGAAGUGGAGGAAUGAUGAGAACAUAUAUCAUCUAGCUGAAGUACUGAAAAAAACUGCUUGGCCCAUAAUGUUUCAGAUGCGUUUACAUGUCGGCAUUUCAACUGAUUUUUGGUUUCACCGUGCAAGUAUACGGUUGUUACGUCCACCUUGGUAUGAUGAACUAAGUGCCAUAAACAAUUACAAUACGGCUGUCAAAAGCCGUGAUGAAAACGGUGGAAUAUAUUCGAACAGCUCUUCUGGAGUACUGACAAGUACAGUAACGCAUUUUUCACCUCCAACUUUACCAAGUGUUAUUCAAACAACCUCAUCCAGCCGUUUGAGUACGACAGAAACUGAAUCUCAAACAUUGCAAAAAAAAACAAGCUAUAGUGAUGCUGCAGAUUCAGAUGAUGAGCCGAUGAAAGAUGAUCAGAUUGACGGUACAUCUGACGCGAACAAUUUUUCGGGUAAAUCAACGCCAAAGUCUGCUGUAGGAGCAACUGCUGCGGAGCGAAUGUCAACGCAGUUUUUUGGCCUAGCACCAAACCAAGCGGUUUCUAGCAGUUCGACAACUUUUGAUGAAGUCCAGCAAGUACAACAGUGUGUAGCAAGUCAAGCUGUCUCAGCAGCUUGCGCUGCAGCUGCGCAGCAGCAGCAGAGAUACAAGAAAGGCGAAAUCGUAACAACACCAGGUGGAAUUCGUAAAAAGUUCAAUGGGAAGCAGUGGAGACGGCUAUGCAGCAAAGAAGGUUGUAACAAGGAAUCGCAACGACGUGGCUACUGUUCAAGGCAUCUUUCACUGAAAGGGAAAUCUAUUCGAUCAGAGUUUAAUCUUGCUACUACACUUUCACCAGGUGGUAGUUCGAUCGAAUGGUCACAUGGAGAAUUCUCAGAGUUGAGUCCAGUAGAAGCACAAGGUCGUCGAUUCGACGAAACUGAUGUUGCCAAUACUCUCUUGAAUCUUCAUAACACUCACGGUUUUAUGCCAUCUGCAAGUGUAGAACAACCAUUUUCAUCAUCAGCACCGGCACGGUUUCACCAUAUUAUUCCACCAAAUCCUUUAGCUCCAAAGUUAAUGUCCGGCAGUGCACCACCUUUCUCACAUUCGUGUAAUGUAGAUGAUACCCUUACUGAAGCGAUCAAGAUAGAUAAGUCAGUUAUUAAUCAUGGUGUGUAUCAUCCGAAUUUAAAGACCGUGACAGAUCGACUCGUCGAGCGAACCUAUCCACAACCAUGUGAUUUACUGCCUGUUAUGCCUAUACAAAUCCCAAGGAAAAAGAAUUCUGCGUUGGAAUUGAAUAUAUGUACGAAUGCAAAUAAUUCAUUACUGAUGCAAUUUGCUCCUCGUUUCGACCCGUUCUCUUCGUUCAGUAUGUUAUCAGAAGUGUCGAACAAUUUGGGAGCUUCAAAAUCGGAUGACUUAACAUCUCCGAUAGGAGAUUUUUUAACAAGCAAGAAGUUUUCCGAGAGUGACGAUAUAUUGGAUGAUGCAAGCACUGCUGGCACGGAUACGGAGGUAGAUGACGCAAGCGAAAAAACACAGUCUUGCAAGGGCGACGGCUGCAAUGAUGAAAAUAUAACAGACAAUGACGAUUUUGAGGAGGACUGCAGCAAUAGUGUUCAUGAACAACUUUUUCAUGGAAGCGAAAGAAGCGGAAGUGCGAUUGGAACAUUCUCCGGUGACAAUACUGCGAGGCAUAAUAUCAUGGAUGACUCAGAAGGAGAAACUGAUCAGGAAGGUGAGAGAUUCUCGUUAUCGAUUCCAUGGCAUCAUUUGGUACCACAUUUACAGAAACGAGUAUUCGAAAACUCAUUAAAGGAAUUUGCAUCAACACCUGAUGAUUCAGCGCAAGAUACGGAUCAAAAAGAAUUCAGUGAUGACCAACAAACUAGUGGUACUGAAAAGAUGCUCGAUGGAGAUCAGGGUGGUACAAACCAACAGUUCGGUGCCGAAGGUGACAGAUGUGAUAAUGUUACUGAUUGCACUGAUAAAGUGCAAAAUCGUAAAAUGAUCGACGACGAUAAAAACAGAAAAGAAGGAACUAAGAAUAAUACAUUGGAGAGUGAAGAUGUUCAACAACAUGGCGUUAGCCAAUGCUACAACAAGGAUUAUGAAUUCGAAAAGAGAGACGGGAGUACAAGUACUCAGCUUAUAGCGCAUUAUGGAUCGGAGACUUCGAAGACUAUUUUGUUUGAUCAUUUUAACUUCGAGUUUGAUGAAGAAACAUUUGAAUUUGAUACAAGUGAUGAAUCAAUGUCGAUGAAUCAAUUAUCAAAAAAGCGUAAAUUGCAAACAGUGCUCUGUCCAGAUAUUUCAAACAAAAAAGCUGUUCGGCAGCACAUACGUCGGCCAAUGAAUGCUUUCAUGAUUUUUUCAAAACGACAUCGACCGUUAGUACAUGAAAAGUAUCCGAAUCGUGACAAUCGAACAGUUUCGAAAAUUCUUGGUGAGUGGUGGUACGCACUAGGCCCCGAGGAAAAGCAGAAAUAUCAUGAUCUUGCCACCCAGGUUAAGGAAGCACAUUUCCGUGCUCAUCCAGACUGGAAAUGGUGCAGUCGUGAGAGAAAGAAGACAGCAAAUGGUAUCAGAUUGGAAGCAGAAAUACAUAAUGCUAUGAGUGAUCUCGAUAUUUCGGAUCAGAUGGCGUCAGAAUGUAUCGAUGGGAAUUCUCUUCCACUGUUCAGUCCAAACACACAUACAAUUCAUCACCCGAUAUCACUGAAGCCAGAAAUAGAUAUGGUUCCAGGAUCACCACUGGUUAGUCCUGGUUGCAUUCCGCUAUCACUCAUGUCUUCAGGCAAUGAUCAACGAAACGACAAACAUUGUUUGGAUCUGCUGCAGCCGAUCAUGGGUUUGAGAACUGAUAGUGGUAGCAAAAUACUGGCUGACAAUGUGGAUCAUGUCAGCAACAGUGUACUACAACCGCUUGUUUCAUCACUUCAUCCCUCGUCAUUUUCGUGGAAUACAACUAUACCGGAUCUUGCAUCACAUUCCAUCCUUCCCGCUGAAAAGCAGCACCAUUGUCAUUAUACAUAUGGAACGUUCAAUACUCUGCACACCUUUUGUAACAAAGCUCACACAGCCUUCAAUUCGCUGAUGGGUUUUUCGACAGCUGAUCGGCUUCAUUUAAAUGGAAAUACUGCAGUGGAAUCAGCUGCACAAUUGUUUCCACUUCCGGUGUCGAUGUCAUCUGAAAACAGCCUUUUAAUUCCAUUAAUUUUGUCUCGUGAAUCAGGCAUGCAAAAUCGAUCUGUUUUGAUUUCAUACAAUGAGCAAGCAAGCCGUGUUGCUAACUUAAAUGCAGACAGUACCUUCAGAAAUCAGAUCUCAUCGGGGACAGAAUUCACUUUUCCCAGGAAAACUCAUCAGCAGGUAUCACUUGCACACCAAGUUGUUCCUCAUUUUCGUAAUGAUAUUUUCGAUAGCGAUCAUCGCAACAUCAAUAUGGUGAGCUCAAGAAGUUCAGCUUUCCAGGUUACGGUUAUGAAAUCUACAAAGGUAGAACAAAAAGCGUUGGAUGGUAAUCAUUUGGAAAGUUUUUCUGUGGAAUUCACGCAACCAUCAGAGAUCGCCUCUUCAAUUCCACAUGGUUCAUUGACUAUAGUCCCCUGUACAAAAGAAAACCUGGAUACUUUUGUGUUAAUGCCCACCCCAGCUCAAAGAGGUAUGGCAAAAGGACAGCUGCGAAGUAUGAAAAUUGAGUCUGCAGAAAAAAGUGAAUUGGAAAAGCCUGAGACAGUUCAGAAAUCAAGAGCUGAGAAAGAUUAUAAGGAAUUGAACGAAACAAUAGACGUUGUUAAUGUUUCUACAAUAUCAAACAGAUUAUCGAGUAACGGAAGUCCAAUCAAAAAGCUUUUUAAACGGAACGAUGAGAGCAUGGACAGGGUUUUAAAUCAAGUGGACUUCGAGAAGAAAUUUGCCAACUUACCGGCAUUCACUCCUGAUGAUCCGCAGAAAGGCACAGCAACACUUCCUUCAACACCUUCAGCUCUCUUGAGAACAAUUUUGGAAAAGCAGAAAUGUAGCAAAGGUGACUAUGAUAGAAAAGAGGCACCUCUAAACAUUUCUCACACUGUACAAUCAAAACCAAAGACUCCAGCGAUCGCAUCUGCUCGAUAUGACUCUUCUUUCUUUUUCGGGUCGAAUUUCAGUCCAUCAGCGCUUCACAAUCAUGAUGAUAGUAUUUCUCCAUUGCUCUAUAGUCCGCGAACACCAAAAACGCCUCUUGAUAGUUCAACUGAAAAAUCAUCAAGUCGCAAAUUACUUGAUCAUCGGCGACAGUUGGUAGUUGAACUUCUUGAAGAAUACGGGAUGUUUCCUUCAGGACAAGCUAUUUCGGCUUUCCAAAAUAAAUAUCGACAGUUCUUCCCCAACAAGCAAACUUUAACACUUAAAAUUCGUGAAAUGCGACAAAAAAUGAUGGCAAGUAUGCAAUCUCCCACAACACCGUCGGCAGACUGCUCAUUUUCUCAGAAACAAAGCAACUUGUUCGUAAAGCAGUCUGUUUGUACAUCGUCAUCUGAACAUUGCUCCAGUUCGAGUACGAAUCAUUGGCUUCAAAAGCGGCGUGAAAAUUAUUUGUCAUGCUACUGCGCAUCGGAUACACCAUAUAUGAACUUCUCGAAAGAAGCUAUGGUACAAGCUGUACUACAUUUAAUUUAA
This is a messenger RNA of Brugia pahangi, 5229 nucleotides long. NCBI's taxonomy places the organism in Eukaryota, Metazoa, Nematoda, Chromadorea, Rhabditida, Onchocercidae. The record is from the annotation of a GenBank genome assembly.